CUCUGGAACCUGCAGACGGAUGAUUCUGAUUGGCUCAGAGUCGAUGAAGGUGCUCUUUUUACAUCUUAAACCAAGUGAUGCAGCUUGACACUCGUAUGUUUAUGAUUUAUAACAAGGGACGUUAUGAUGUUAUAGUAUUCCCACAUGUGAUGUGUCUCAAGUUGUAAGCAGACAUUUGUUUAUUGAGUCCACAAGAGGGCGCUUUAGUUUCAUUGUUGUGUUGAGACUGCAGAAGCGAGUAAGUAGUCAAAAAAAAAAAUGUAAAGGAUUGUAACGGAGAUUUAUAAGUUCACUAAAGAGUCUAAAAGCUACUUUGCUGUGUCGGAGUUUGAUUCCAGAACAUUACACUGUUCACAUUCUUGAGAGUUAAAGACAUGUCUCCGUCCUUCACCUCUCUGUCCACCAGCUCCACUCUACCUUUAAAGGAUGGGUUCUGUUGCUUUGUUUGCAGGUGUCCAUCGAUGUUUAAGAGGACGGUAUCUGGCACCAGGUCAGGUCUGCUCCACUCUACAACGCUGAUGGGGACAUCUGCAGCCUGACAUUUCAGAGUGACAUCAUCUCCAGGGUGCACUGUUAGCACAUAAAACCUCAACAGUGACACAUGACGAGGAAGGAGGUGGGCUUUACUGUUACUGUGUGUCUGGUUAGACACUAAAGUGCUGAUCUCAGAUGACCAACAUUUCAAAUGGAGGAACCAUCUCUACAGCUGCUGCUGGUUGUGAUCUCACUGCUGAGCUGCACAACAAACCAAGCCUCUCUGACUGUGAGUCCCAGCAGAUCUCAGAUGUUUCAAGGAGAGUCUGUCUCUCUGAGCUGUGAGGAGGACGGCAGCUCUGCUGGAUGGACUCUGAGGAGGAACACAACCAGAGAAACCAGGACUCAGUGUGGACCUGACUGGGGAAGACCUGCUGGUUCUUCCUGUAAAAUCAGCUUAAUUAUUCAAGAGGACAGUGGAGUUUACUGGUGUGAGUCCAGAGAGGGAGCAACCAGUAACAGCAUCAGCAUCAUUGUCACUGGUGGACCAGUGAUCCUGCAGAGUCCUGUCCUCCCUGUGAUGGAGGGAGAAGACCUCACUCUGACCUGUAAAACAAAGAAGUCCUCCAACCUCCCAGCUGGUUUCUAUAAAGAUGGCUCCUUCAUCAGGACUGAGCCUGCAGGAAACAUGACCAUCCACCAUGUUUCCAGGUCCGAUGAAGGCCUCUACAAGUGCAACAUCAGCAGUGUUGGAGAGUCUCCACCCAGCUGGGUCUCUGUCACAGGGAAAAUUACGACUGCAAGUCCUCCUACAUCCCCCUCUAGUCCUGAUUCCUUCCCUCCUCCCUCCGUAUUGUGGUCUGCUGCUUCAGUCGGUGUUCUGAUUGGGAUUGUUCAACUGGUUGUGCUGGUUCUACUGGUGAGACGAUGCGUCCGUAGGAAAAGGAAAGCUGCUGACGCUGGAGAUGAUGACAACACAGAUGACAUCACAUACACUGAUGUCCAAAUAGCACGUAACCUGCAAGUGCCAAUUUACCAAGAGAGAGAUCCAGCUGCAGUCUCCUCAGCAGUGAGAGGAGCAGAAGACGUCAGUUAUGGACAAUCAGUGAUCAAAUCAAACAGGACCAGAGAGCCUCCAGCAGACCCAGAGGUCCUCUACUCCUCACUGAGGAAGACCUGAACACCAUCAAACCAGUCCAACCAGUGGAAUCCAGCCGGCCAAUUACUGGUCCCCAGAGACCAUCACACCUCACUACAAUCAUGUCUUUGAUUUCAUAUCUGUAUAUGUUAUAGUUAAAUGAGAUUAAAGGUCCCAUGACAUGGUGCUCUUUGGAUGCUUUUAUAUAGACCUUAGUGGUCCCUUAA
This is a messenger RNA of Perca fluviatilis (European perch), 1839 nucleotides long. RefSeq names its product low affinity immunoglobulin gamma Fc region receptor II-like. Bases 686 to 1654 code for a protein of 322 amino acids. The transcript is spliced from 9 exons. Gene Ontology annotation, biological process: cell surface receptor signaling pathway. The record is from RefSeq and is a predicted model, not a curated record. Gene Ontology annotation, molecular function: transmembrane signaling receptor activity. Lineage: Eukaryota; Metazoa; Chordata; Actinopteri; Perciformes; Percidae.